This is a messenger RNA of Seriola aureovittata, 584 nucleotides long. It is a transcript of the gene mrps6, whose product is annotated as mitochondrial ribosomal protein S6. Gene Ontology annotation, biological process: translation. The coding region runs from base 133 to 465 and encodes 110 amino acids. The transcript is spliced from 2 exons. Gene Ontology annotation, cellular component: ribosome; mitochondrial small ribosomal subunit. Gene Ontology annotation, molecular function: structural constituent of ribosome; small ribosomal subunit rRNA binding. NCBI's taxonomy places the organism in Eukaryota, Metazoa, Chordata, Actinopteri, Carangiformes, Carangidae. The record is from RefSeq and is a predicted model, not a curated record.
CGUCAUCACCAAAGACCUUUCCUGUCCCUCGUGUCAUAAUAUGGUCGUCUUUGGAGUGAUCUAUCGGGCAAUGACACGGACCUAAAGCCAGCUGAGUUUAAAGUGUGAUUCGAGGAGUUCUUCGGUGAAGCCAUGCCUCGCUACGAGCUGGCCCUAAUCUUGAAGACAAUGCAGCGGCCGGAGACGGCGGCUGCGCUCCGGCGCACAGUGGAGACCUUGAUGGAGCGGGGCGCAGUGGUCAGGGACCUGGAGAACUUGGGAGAGAGACUGUUGCCCUACAAGAUGACCAAGCACAGCGAGAAGCACAGCCGAGGGGCUUACUUUGUAGUCGAUUUUUACGCAGCCCCCGACAUCCUCUCAGGCUUGCUCAAUCAUCUGCACCGCGAUGUGGACGUGGUGAGGCCUACUGUGCUGAAGAAGGACGCCCAGGUUCCCAGCACUAACUGCUGCGGUCCCCAACAGUGACUGAAUGUUUCCGCAGCUCACAUCCAGAAGAUGUACAGUGUGAUGCUCCCGUCUUUGACCUUUUCCAUAGUUUUUGGCCUGCAUUGGGGUCUAAUGUUAUAAUAAAGUACUUUUUUCUA